Entamoeba dispar SAW760 is the source of this 1899-nucleotide messenger RNA. RefSeq lists its product as uncharacterized. The transcript has a single exon. Lineage: Eukaryota; Evosea; Mastigamoebida; Endamoebidae. Bases 1 to 1899 code for a protein of 632 amino acids. The record is from RefSeq and is a predicted model, not a curated record.
AUGACUGAAAGAAAAUUUGAAUUCAAUAAUAAUAAAAUAGCAUUUCAUUUAUUAUUUACAUUAAAACAAGGAUUAACCAGAUUUAUUGAUGAAUUAAUAGUAGAAAUGAAAGCUGAAAGUAAGUUAUUAGAGAGUGUUGGAUAUUAUUCAAAUUCGAUUAAAAUAUUUUCUGACCCUGAUGGAAUAAAGUCAGUUGGUUCAAUACUUUCAAUUGAACCUAUUGAAACAAAUUAUAAAGUCAAAUUUACUAUGGGAACAAUCAUUAAAGAAAUAAUUCUUAUAGAAGGAAAUACUUUGAGCAGUAAAACUAAAGCAACACUUAUAGAAGAAUAUAACAAAAAAUUAGAAAAUGUUAUGAAUCAAAUUUGUGAAUUAAGACAAAUGAUAUUGAAGUCAAGUGAAAAAAAACCUCUACAAAACGAAAUAAAGAAAAUAGGAAAUGACGAUUUAAUAAUUAACGAAUUAAUACCUCGAAUUAUCUAUUGUGAAGAAAACAUUAAAAUCAAUGAACAGACAACUUCUUUUAUAAAAGAAAAAUUUAUGUUAAUUGAAAAAAGAAUAAAUGAAAUUGAAAAUAAAAUUAAUUUGAUAAACAGUACUACAAAUAAUUCAAAUGAAAAUGAAAAACUUUUAAAUGAUAUGUUUAAAAAGAGAUUAACGGAAUGUUUAUUAAAAACUAAUGAUUGUACUAAUGAAUUGGUUGAUGUAAAAAAGAAAAUUUCUAUUUCUAUUAUGGAUAAUGACAAAAAAUAUACAAAAAUUUUAGAAGAUAUUACUUUAUUAAAAAACAAAUCAACUCAAACAGAAAUUUCGUUAUUAAAUAUUAAUCAAAAAUUAAAUUCUCUCUUAUCAUCACAAAUUCAAAUAACAAAAUCCAAAACAGAACCAACUCUAAUUAAUUAUAAAGAUUGUGUCUCAUCAUCUCAAGUAGAAAAAGUUGAUAAUCAAAUUCCUAAAUUAGAACUUCAUCAAUCAAAUAAUAAUUAUUUACAAUCUCAACAAAAAACUCCUCGUUUAGAAUCAGAAACUAAGAAAAAAAAAGGUGAAUAUAAAACAGAACCACAACCAUCUGUUUUAUCUUCUCCAAAAGAUCAACAACACAAAACAAAAUCAAAAAACAGUCUCUUGAGUAAACCAACAGUUCCAGCAGUAGUAACUCCUCCAUUAGAAGAAAAACAAAAAUUGUCCAAAGGGAAAAAAUCAAUAGAAACUCAUUCAGAACCUUAUCUUAAUACAUCAAAAGAACCAGAGCCAAAAAGAAAACAAUUACAUAAAAUAAAAAAGUCAAUUUCAAAAACAUUGAAAACAUCUACACAAAGUACAGGAAAUGAUGAUAUUAAAAAAAUAAUAGAAACAAAUCCUGGUGUAUUAAAUGAAAUAACAAGUAUUUAUAAAGAAACACCAAAACGUAAAACAAAAAGAAGUGAAACAAUAAAAACAAAACCAAAAAUGUCAGUCAUAGAUCCAGAUAAUCUUAAAGAAAACUUUGAAAGAAAACAAAUAAUAAAAGAAAAAGAAAUUAUUCAAAGUAAAAGUAAAAAUGAUUUAAUUUUUAAAGAACUUAAAGAAGGAGAAAUUAUGCAUAUUAUUUGUAAUGAAAGUAAUCCAGAACAACAACAAAUAAUAAAAUGGCUUAUUAACACUGUAAAAACUAAUAAUUUUUGGGAAGUAUUUGAUGAACAAGAGCCAAAAGGAAUUAUUAUUGUUUGUACAAAUAAAAAAGAAGGAUUAGAAAUGAAAAAUCGAGUAAGAAAAUUAUUUGGAGAUAUCCCAAUUCAAUUAAUUGGGUUAGAAGGUGAAACAACAAGUGUAGAAGGUUUUAUUAAAAUAGACUUUCAUAAUGGAGAAGUAACAGAUGAAAAUGAAUAUAUUCUUCAAGAAUUUAAGAAAUGGAAUUAA